Molecule: messenger RNA, 3771 nt
Organism: Aplosporella prunicola CBS 121167
Lineage: Eukaryota; Fungi; Ascomycota; Dothideomycetes; Botryosphaeriales; Aplosporellaceae
Exons: 2
Coding region: 277-3600 (1107 amino acids)
Biological process (GO): negative regulation of MAPK cascade; protein dephosphorylation
Cellular component (GO): cytosol; cytoplasm; nucleus
Molecular function (GO): MAP kinase tyrosine/serine/threonine phosphatase activity; protein tyrosine/threonine phosphatase activity
Source: RefSeq, a predicted model, not a curated record
AUCGCGCGAACGCCCACACGCCCUCCGCGCCCCGGACCCAGUCAUUCCUUUGAGCGCUUAAGUGAGAUCCGGCAUCUCGUUUCAAGCCAUUCAACCCCAAGGCCACUUCCAUCCUGCCUGUCCUUUAGUCCUGAUAUAGCGCAUAAUUUCUCAUCGCUCUCCAAAAAAGUUUGAGCUUGCGCCGCAACGCUCCACAUUUAAUCGUCCUCGACGCUCUGCAUUCCCCUACGCCACCGACGCCGUGGUCUGCCAUCCGCCUCCGAGCAGACCUCAGGCAUGCCAGUUCAGACGACAUCACGAUCGUACGCUCCUCCCAUGCCCUCCUUCAUGGCGGUCUUUGGCGAGGAGGCGAAGAAAAAGAGAGCGGUGCCCGAGUACUCGGAUAGAAAUGUGCUCCCGGUGCGCAACGACAUCCCGUUGAAACGCCCCGCGACGAGCAGUGCCGUCCUGUACAACCCAAACACAAACUUUGCCUAUCACCAGCAUCGAGGCAGCACUUCCACCUCGUCAGACUCAACCGAUUCCUCUCCCACGACCACCAUCUCGACAAUGGACGGCUCUUCCAUGACCGAGCCAUCCCCCGGCCCGUCCCCGGCAUCGCCUGCCUCCAAGACACCGCAAUCGUCUUGCGUCCCGGAUCUCCGGUCAAGAGCCGCCGUCGCCAAUGAAAAGGCAAAGUCGGGCUCGCAAGAGCCCCAGUUUUUCGAGUUGCAGCGUCCGACGACUCCUGCAAAGAAGCCCCGCAACUUGAAGGGCUUGGCCGUCAACACCUCCAGUUCCUUGGGCUUGACCCGCCCCGCAAAUACCGCUGCUUUGCCGGUCGCCGCGCCAAACCCCGGCCCUUCGACCUCUUCAGCGCCCACCUCGCCUUCGUUCGUGAAGCCGCCGACGCCACCGAGGCGCAGACCGACAAACCUCACUUUGACGCUUCAGACCGGCAGUGGGGGCGGCCUCCCGACGCUUUCCAUUCCUCCGACUCCCUCGGUGAAGCGACCCAACACUCUUCGCCACUUCCAGUCAUCGCCCUCGCUCCCACUAUGCUCUCCGAGCGUGGCGCCUGCCGGUGGCAUGCAGCUUCCGCCACCGCAGCAGCAGAAAGCCAGCAAGCCACCCCCGCAGGGCUUCGCAGAGGUUCCGAUGGAGUACGAAGAGGAGGAGCAGGAGCCCAACUUUGACGUUCCUCAGUCGCGAGAGGAGAAGCCGCAGGCUUACCCCAAUGGCCCCAUUUGCAUCUACGAAUCUGGCGUGUACCUGUACUUUGAGCCAACGGCUGAACAGGCAUCCUGGUACGACGUUGUUCUUAAUGUGGCUAGCGAGGUGGCCAACCCCUUCGAUCCUCCUGCCGAAUCAAAGGAGAAGUCGGGUGCUGUUUCAAACGGCAACCCGACCCUGAAGCUUACGCAGCCCGCCGACCGUUCUUCGGUCGGUUCUGACUCGACAACCACCGAAAUCGCCGUGGAUCCCGAAGGCUCGCCAACCACUCCAAAGGCCACCCCUGUCUUCAAAGGUAAAUUGGACCUGCCGCCAAAGCGGCCAGAGUAUAUACAUGUACCUUGGGAGCACAACACCGACAUUGUUCCCGAUCUCUACAACCUGGUAAGGCUCAUCGAUGAUCGCGUGCAACAAAAGAAGCGGAUUUUGGUCCACUGCCAAUGCGGUGUCAGCCGUUCGGCCAGUCUUAUUGUCGCGUACGGCCUGUACAAAAACCCUGGCAUUAGCGUGCAGGAGGCCUACGAUGCGGUCAAGAAGCGGAGUAAAUGGAUUGGGCCCAACAUGAACCUGAUCAUGCAGUUGCAAGAGUUCAGAAACGGUCUGCUCCGCGCCAACGGUCACAGCCAAGGCUACAGAGGUGGUAUUCCGAGAAGGUUGUCGCCAAACCCUGGCCCUGCCACAAGCGGGGAACGUCGCACAAAUCCCUUCGACGUGGAUCCACAAUCUGGCUCCCGCACCCCGCAGACGGCUCCGCUGCCUCCAGACUAUGGGCCCGACCCGGUGCCGCAAAGGGCAAGCACGGGUAACAUGAUCCCGAUUUCGCCCGGGCCGACCUCUGCUCCAUCUGGCUUGGCAUGGGCCUCUCCCGGUUUCCGUCGGACAUGGGACUCGUCCCAGGCGCCUGUCGAGAUGCCCGUGGAGCAGCCUUUUGUCGAUCCCAAGGGUCACAUCAUCCCAGUGAUCACUAUUCAGCACCAGCGCCCCUCCUUUGAGCGGGAGAGGUCUUUUGAACGCGAAAGGUCUUACGAACAGGAGAGACCUUGGGAACAAGAGAAAUCUUGGGAGCAAAGAACGCUGGAGGCGCUGGACAAGGGCAGGUCUGACAGUACAGCAAGCACAGCGACGAUUCGUGCAGUUCCCAACUUUUCCCGUCAAUUGUCCGCCCAACAAAAGGACAAGCCCGACGCUCCGCCAGCAGUUUUAGGUGUUCAAAAGCCACACCGACCCCAGGCGAUUAAUUUGGAGAAGGCGCAGCAAGCCGAUUCUAGCAAACAGUUGCCCUUGAGACUCAACAGCCAGUCCGGCGAGCAGACACCGCUCGACAAGCCACGAAAGUCGAGUUUGUUCGAGAGACGUCAAAACAAGCCCGAUUCGUUUGGUGCGCCUCCUACGCCGCGGACGACGGGGUUCAAUUUGACUUCUCUCAGGCCAAGUAGUGGCCACAAGGAUGCUUCGGCAUUUUUGACUCCAAGUGUCGCACACUUUGCGUUUAACGACCAGCCGAAAGCAGACCGCCAGAACGAUUCCGUCAUUUCCAUGUCAGAUCGCCAUGUCCAAAGAUCCUCUUUGUCCGAAGCAAACGACGUGGACGAGCCCACCGCCUCUCCUAGAUCUGCAGAGUUCCACAUGACUCCGCUCAAACAGGAAAACGGCACCGAAAACGACUACGGAGUGCUUUCCCCCACGAGGUUUGAGUUUCCUAAGAACCCGUGGGAGAAGAACACCCGCGCUGCGGACAAACAGGAAUCCCCUCCAAAGCCUCGGAUGCAUGCCAUUCUGCCUCCUAUCGCACAGUCGCCGCCGGCUGAGACGCAAUUCCAGAGCUUUGGCUUCCUGUCAAGCACGCAGCCGCACACUCCUCCAGGCUCGACCAAACUGAACCCGUUUGAGUACACUCCGUCCAACGAGCCAAGUCCGAUGGCAGGCAGCCGUAAUCAUGUGGACAGGGAGAGUUUGCCGCCCUCGCUCCAAAUUGGAGUCGCGCCGCGCCAGGAUCAGGACAAACGGCAAGGAGCAGGUCUGCGCCCGAAGUUUUCCAAUCCUGACAUUCAGUCACAGAUCCGUCUUCAGGCCCUUCAGAAGAACAUCGAGUCUCAGCUGCAAAACCACUCUGACCAGCACACGGCGGAUGAGCUAGCUGCGCUCUUGUCUCCCCGCGCCUCGGAGUUUACUCAAAAUCCCUUUCAUGUCAAGCUCGAUGCAGCUCUCAUUCCUACCCCAGCCCGCAACGGCAAGGACCUCGAAGCGGACCGAGAGUAUCUGGGAUCGGACGUCGAACCAGAGCUGUACAAGGAACCUUCCACGCCCCACACGACUGACGUCGAUCCACGGAGCCCCCCUCACGCAGGGGCUAGCCCUAUCACGAGAAACAUCUGGGAUGUCUUGUGAGCGGCUGGCCUUGUUUGCCGUCUACCCUGGAGCGCUCCCGGUGUCAGAGCGCUGUGAUGGCUGAGCUUCGACUGAGCCUCUAGUUGCGCCGCACACUGUAUGGUUCCUGCGCAUCUGCAGUGCGUCUUUCAAAGCCACCAAACGCCUGUGCCGAGCAUCAUCCGUUCUCGA